Nelumbo nucifera (sacred lotus) is the source of this 1914-nucleotide messenger RNA. Its product is annotated as oligouridylate-binding protein 1-like. The record is from RefSeq and is a predicted model, not a curated record. Gene Ontology annotation, molecular function: mRNA binding. Gene Ontology annotation, cellular component: cytosol. Lineage: Eukaryota; Viridiplantae; Streptophyta; Magnoliopsida; Proteales; Nelumbonaceae.
AACUCUUUCCCCGACUUUGUUGUAUCUCUGGAGUUACUCGCACCACCAGCGAGAGAGAGAUCUAUCGAACACCUCCGCUUCAAUUUCCAAACUCCUCAUCUUUCUCAAUUAUUGCUCCAUUAAAUUCAUAGAAGAAUUUCGCGUUUAUUCCUUUGAUCUUUGGAGAAUCUUGUAUAAAUCCUGUGCUUCUAUUCUUUUCUGCUAUCAUUUUCUCCUAGAUUCUGUAGGUUAUGCCUUUUUGUUCGUUUGGUCCAAUUUGAUCUCCAAAGCGAAGCUUGAAAUCGUCCGUGGAAGAUUUCUAUCGUUUACUCUGAUUUCAGUAUCCUUGUUGGGAGAGUUCUAGGGUUUUAGAAAAUGCAACAGAGGUUAAAGCAGCAAGCCCUGAUGCAGCAGGCGUUGCUUCAGCAGCAGCAACAGCAGCAACAGCAGCAGCUUUAUCAUCCCGUGCUCGCUGCCGCGAUGUCUCAGAUGGAGCCGGUUCCAAGUGGAAAUCUGCCUCCUGGGUUUGAUUCAUCUUCAUGCCGCAGUGUGUACGUGGGCAAUAUUCAUCCCAAUGUGACCGAGACUUUUCUUGCAGAGGUCUUCCAGAGUACUGGUCCACUUGAAGGAUGCAAGCUCAUCAGAAAAGAGAAUUCACCUUAUGGGUUUGUGGACUACCAUGAUCGAAGGUCUGCUGCACUUGCUAUAAUGACAUUGCAUGGACGACAACUUUACGGUCAGGAAAUUAAGGUGAACUGGGCAUAUGCCAGUGGCCAGAGGGAGGAUACUUCAGGGCACUUCAAUAUUUUUGUUGGUGAUCUGAGCCCUGAGGUUACUGAUUCAACAUUAUUUGCCUGCUUCUCUGUAUAUCCAAGUUGUUCGGAUGCAAGGGUCAUGUGGGAUAACAAAACUGGGCGAUCAAGGGGAUUUGGGUUUGUUUCUUUUCGUAAUCAGCAGGAUGCACAAAGUGCUAUAAAUCACUUGACUGGGAAAUGGCUUGGAAAUAGGCAAAUUAGAUGUAAUUGGGCAACCAAAGGAGCUGGAUUUAAUGAAGACAAGCAGAACAGUGAUAACCAAACAACAGUAGUACUUACAAACGGUUUGUCAGAUGGAGGUCCUGAAAAUACCAAUGAGGCACCAGAAAAUAAUCCGGCUUACACAACUGUAUAUGUUGGCAACCUUGCUCAUGAGGUGACUCAAGCAGAACUUCAUCGUCAGUUCCAUGUCCUUGGGGCGGGGGUUAUUGAAGAGGUGCACAUCCAGAAGGAUAAGGGGUUUGGUUUUGUAAGGUAUCGCACUCAUGAAGAAGCGGCCUUGGCCAUUCAGAUGGCCAAUGGAAGGAUAGUAUGUGGAGGAAAAUCCAUUAAGUGUUCAUGGGGUAGCAAGCCUACUCCUCCAGGUACUGUUUCGAACCCACUGCCUCCUCCAGUUGCCCCUUUCCAGAUCCUUCCAAUUGGAAUGAACCAGGGCUAUUCGGCAGCAGAUUUGUUGGCCUACCAGCGCCAACUUGCCUUGAGCCAGGCUACUGGUUCUGGAUUAACAGGCCAGGCUCUUAUGCAGAUGUCUGGACAACAGGGCCUUGCUGCAGCAGCAUCCAUGGGUUUGAGCUCUGGUGGAUCCCAGGCCUUGUAUGAUGGUUAUCCAAACAACUCAUCCAAUCAGCAACUCAUGUACUAUCAUUGAUAUUCAUGUAUUGUGUAAUCCUUGGUUUUGGAUUUCCCCCCCUUUCUGAUGGCAUAGGUGGAGCGUAGAUUUUCCGUUUUUGUUUUCUGCUUUCAUUUUCCCACUUUUGAUAUGGGGGAAAUGUACCGAUGUACCAGAUGAUAUGUUGCUUUAACUACAGGUUAUGUUUCUUUUUCAUGUUUGUCUCGGUUCUUUGUAAGCUUUGAACUUUUGUGUUUCUGAAAUAUAUGAAUGCCUUAAAUCUUCAUUGCA